UCCUCCAUCUCUCCAAAUCCCACAAGAGCAAAGCAAACUUGUCCCCCCAGCUCUUCUCUUGCCUUCUCCGAUCGAUCAACAGCAGCCAAGCACUAGCUAGCCGUGCGCAGGGAUGGCUCGCCAAGGCAUGGUCACGGCGCUGCUGCUGGUGGUCCUCGCCGCCGGCUGCUGCGCGUCGGCGGGCGCCGUGGCGUACCUCUCCAAGCUGCCGGUGACACUUGAAGUCACCGCCUCCCCCAGUCCCGGCCAAGUUCUUCACGCCGGCGAGGACGUGAUCACGGUGACGUGGGCCUUGAACGCGAGCCAGCCGGCCGGCAAGGACGCCGACUACAAGAACGUGAAGGUGAGCCUCUGCUACGCACCGGUGAGCCAGAAGGAGCGUGAGUGGCGCAAGACCCACGACGACCUCAAGAAGGACAAGACCUGCCAGUUCAAGGUCACCCAGCAGGCCUACCCCGGCACCGGCAAGGUCGAGUACCGCGUCGCCCUCGACAUCCCCACCGCCACCUACUACGUGCGCGCCUACGCGCUCGACGCCUCCGGCACGCAGGUCGCCUACGGCCAGACCGCGCCCGCCUCCGCCUUCAACGUCGUCAGCAUCACCGGCGUCACCACCUCCAUCAAGGUCGCCGCCGGCGUCUUCUCCGCCUUCUCCGUCGCCUCCCUCGCCUUCUUCUUCUUCAUUGAGAAACGCAAGAAGAACAACUAGACGUGGAGAUCGCAACCGUGGCAAUGUUUGUUGGCUUUCUCCGGCCGGUCGUUUGUUCUCCAUAUGUAACAAAGUAUCAGUACGGAAUAGCACGUACGUACGGCACAAACUGUACGGACAAAUGUUGGGGUGCAUACCUCCUUUUUGUUGUGAGCGUGUAAUGACUAUGAAUGAAAUAAUUUGAUUUCAGGCAGUA
Triticum urartu is the source of this 905-nucleotide messenger RNA. RefSeq names its product putative high-affinity nitrate transporter-activating protein 2.2. Lineage: Eukaryota; Viridiplantae; Streptophyta; Magnoliopsida; Poales; Poaceae. Gene Ontology annotation, molecular function: nitrate transmembrane transporter activity. Gene Ontology annotation, biological process: nitrate transmembrane transport; response to nitrate. Gene Ontology annotation, cellular component: plasma membrane. The record is from RefSeq and is a predicted model, not a curated record.